GGGAGCAGCCGCUGGGGGGCAGCAGACAGCGCAGCCCACCAACGGUUUCCAUGCCUACUUCGAUGAUAUGGGUGUUUUGAGCCCCGUGCUGAGGGUCACUCAAGGCUCAUUCAAUCCUGGUGGCGGGCUCCCUGUGACAGUCAAGGCUGAGGACCCGUGGCUCUUCACCCCGGGGGGCCUGGAGGGGCCUGGUGCUGAGAAGGUAGCAGCCAGCCAGCCCAGCUGUGCCCGAGGGCUUUGGAAGGGCUGGCAGGCAGGUCUGCCGGGACCACGGGGCAGGCCGGGCACCGGGGGCCCCUCCUGGUCCUGCUGUCCCCGCUGGCCUGUCGGCUCCUGCAGUGGGAGAGAAGCAGUCCGGCCCUGGGCUUUGGGCUUGUCCCCCUGCUGGAGCCCUCACUGGCCAAGCCCCCCAUGUCCCUCCCUCACCCCCAGGGUCCAGGUGGAGUUCUACGUCAACGAGAACACCUUCAAGGAGCGGCUCAAGCUGUUCUUCAUCAAGAACCAGAGAUCCAGCCUGAGGAUCCGGCUGUUCAACUUCUCCCUGAAGUUGCUCACCUGCCUGCUGUACAUCGUCCGCGUCCUGCUGGAUGACCCGGCCCUGGGGAUCGGAUGCUGGGGCUGCCCGAAGCAGAAUUACACCUUCAACGCCUCGUCCUCUGAGAUCAACUGGGCGCCCAUCCUCUGGGUGGAAAGAAAGAUGACUCUGUGGGCGAUUCAGGUCAUCGUGGCCAUAAUAAGCUUCCUGGAGACAAUGCUCCUCAUUUACCUCAGCUACAAAGGCAACAUCUGGGAGCAGAUCUUCCGAGUCUCUUUUGUCCUGGAGAUGAUCAACACGCUGCCCUUCAUCGUCACGAUAUUCUGGGCGCCCCUGCGGAACCUGUUCAUUCCCGUGUUUCUGAACUGCUGGCUGGCCAAGCUCGCCCUGGAGAACAUGAUCAAUGACUUCCACCGCGCCAUCCUGCGGACGCAGUCGGCCAUGUUCAACCAGGUCCUCAUCCUGUUCUGCACCCUGCUGUGCCUCGUCUUCACGGGGACCUGUGGCAUCCAGCACCUGGAGCGCGCAGGGGACAACCUGUCCCUCCUCACGGCUUUCUACUUCUGCAUCGUCACCUUCUCCACCGUGGGCUAUGGCGACGUGACGCCCAAGAUCUGGCCGUCCCAGCUGCUGGUGGUCAUCAUGAUCUGCGUGGCCCUCGUGGUGCUCCCGCUGCAGUUUGAGGAGCUGGUCUACCUGUGGAUGGAGCGGCAGAAGUCGGGGGGCAACUACAGCCGCCACCGGGCCCAGACAGAGAAGCACGUGGUCCUGUGCGUCAGCUCCCUCAAGAUCGACCUGCUCAUGGACUUCCUGAACGAGUUCUACGCGCACCCCCGGCUCCAGGACUAUUAUGUGGUCAUCCUGUGCCCGACGGAGAUGGACAUCCAGGUCCGCAGGGCCCUGCAGAUCCCCCUGUGGGCCCAGCGGGUCAUCUACCUCCAGGGCUCCGCACUCAAGGACCAGGACCUCAUGCGAGCCAAGAUGGACAACGGGGAGGCCUGCUUCAUUCUCAGCAGCCGAAACGAGGUGGACCGCACGGCAGCGGACCACCAGACCAUCCUGCGCGCCUGGGCCGUGAAGGACUUUGCACCCAACUGCCCCCUCUAUGUCCAGAUCCUUAAGCCCGAGAACAAGUUUCAUGUCAAAUUUGCAGACCACGUGGUGUGUGAGGAGGAAUGUAAGUAUGCCAUGCUGGCCCUCAACUGUAUCUGUCCGGCCACGUCCACGCUCAUCACCCUGCUGGUGCACACGUCCCGUGGCCAGGAAGGCCAGGAGUCCCCGGAGCAGUGGCAGCGAAUGUACGGACGGUGCUCAGGCAACGAGGUGUACCACGUGCGCAUGGGGGACAGCAAGUUCUUCCGGGAGUACCAGGGCAAGAGCUUCACCUACGCCGCCUUCCACGCGCACAAGAAGUACGGCGUGUGCCUCAUGGGGCUGAAGCGCGAAGACAACAAGAGCAUCCUGCUCAACCCCGGGCCACGGCACAUCCUGGCCGCCUCCGACACCUGCUUCUACAUCAACAUCACCAAGGAGGAGAACUCGGCCUUCAUCUUCAAGCAGGAGGAGAAGCAGAAGCGGAAGGGGCAGGGCCUGUAUGAGGGCUCCGGCCGCCUGCCCGUGCACAGCAUCGUCGCCUCCAUGGGGACAGUGGCCAUGGACCUCCAGAACACAGAGUGCCAGCCGGCGCGGGGCGGCGGGGGCGGCAAGCUAGCGCUGCCCUCGGAGAACGGCUCCGGCAGCCGGCGGCCCAGCAUCGCGCCCGUCCUGGAGCUGGCCGACAGCUCGGCCCUGCUGCCCUGCGACCUGCUGAGUGACCCAUCGGAGGACGAGAUGACGCCGUCGGAGGACGAGGGGCUGUCCGUGGUGGAGUACGUGAAGGGCUACCCCCCCAACUCGCCCUACAUCGGCAGCUCACCCACUCUGUGCCACCUCCUGCCCGUGAAGGCCCCUUUCUGCUGCCUGCGGCUGGACAAGGGCUGCAAGCACAACAGUUACGAGGACGCCAAGGCCUACGGCUUCAAGAACAAGCUGAUCAUCGUCUCGGCCGAGACGGCGGGCAACGGGCUGUACAACUUCAUCGUGCCGCUGCGCGCCUACUACCGGUCCCGCAAGGAGCUCAACCCCAUCGUGCUGCUUCUGGACAACAAGCCUGACCACCACUUCCUGGAGGCCAUCUGCUGCUUCCCCAUGGUCUACUACAUGGAGGGCUCCGUGGACAACCUGGACAGCCUGCUGCAGUGCGGCAUCAUCUACGCGGACAACCUGGUGGUGGUGGACAAGGAGAGCACCAUGAGCGCCGAGGAGGACUACAUGGCCGACGCCAAGACCAUCGUCAACGUGCAGACCAUGUUCCGGCUCUUCCCCAGCCUCAGCAUCACCACGGAGCUCACCCACCCUUCCAACAUGCGGUUCAUGCAGUUCCGCGCUAAGGACAGCUACUCUCUGGCUCUUUCCAAGUUGGAAAAGAGGGAGCGGGAGAACGGCUCCAACCUGGCCUUCAUGUUCCGCCUGCCCUUCGCGGCCGGCCGCGUCUUCAGCAUCAGCAUGUUGGACACGCUGCUCUACCAGUCCUUCGUGAAGGACUACAUGAUCUCCAUCACCAGGCUGCUGCUGGGCCUCGAUACCACGCCAGGCUCCGGCUACCUCUGCGCCAUGAAGAUCACGGAGGAUGACCUGUGGAUCCGCACGUACGGCCGGCUCUUCCAGAAGCUGUGCUCCUCCAGCGCCGAGAUCCCCAUCGGCGUCUACAGGACGGAGCGCCACGUCUUCUCCGGCUCGGAGCCGCAUGACCUCAGAGCCCAGUCCCAGAUCUCGGUGAGCGUGGAGGACGGCCCGGACACGCAGGACACGAGGGGGCCCUGGGGCGCACAGGUGGGCAGCGGCGGCAGCACCCAGGGUCGCCACUUGGUCGGCGGGGACCCCGCGGAGCACCCGCUGCUGCGGCGCAAGAGCCUGCCAUGGGCCCGGAGGCUGAGCCGCAAGGGGUCUACGCCCGCGGGGAAGGCGGCGGCCGCCGAGUGGGCCUCCCAGCAGCGGCUCGGCCUGUGCCGGCGCUCCGAGCGCCAGGAGCUCUCCGAGCUGGUCAAGAACCGCAUGAAGCACCUCGGGCUGCCCACCAUGGGCUACGAGGAUGUAGCAAAUUUAACAGCCAGUGAUGUCAUGAAUCGGGUAAACCUGGGAUAUUUGCAAGACGAGCUGAAUGACCAGCAGAACACGCUGUCCUACGUCCUCAUCAACCCCCCGCCUGACACGCGGCUGGAGCCCAACGACAUCGUGUACCUCAUCCGCUCCGACCCCCUGGCGCACGUGGCCGGCAGCCCCCAGAGCGGGAAGGACGGCGGCGGCAGGCUGGCCUCCUGCAAUCCGGAGACGCGGGACGAGACGCAGCUCUGAGCCGGCGCGUCCCCACGUCGGCGUGCGUCAUGCUGCCCGGAGCGCGGGGCCCCCGCCUCGCCAGGCGCCCCCCAAGCCGCGAGGGAGGACCGCGCCUCUGCGCCGGGAGGAGCUGGCGGGAGGCCUUUUUUAACCUUUUUACAGACCUACCUGACCCGUGUCCCCACACAUACCGCAACUCGUGACGGGGUCUGGCUGCAUGGGGCGGGGUCCCGCCCCCCUGGCUGCGCUGCAGGGUGAGGCUGGGGCGCCCCGGGAAGGAA
Suricata suricatta (meerkat) is the source of this 4191-nucleotide messenger RNA. RefSeq names its product potassium sodium-activated channel subfamily T member 1 (gene KCNT1). The record is from RefSeq and is a predicted model, not a curated record. Gene Ontology annotation, molecular function: intracellular sodium-activated potassium channel activity. Gene Ontology annotation, cellular component: membrane. Gene Ontology annotation, biological process: potassium ion transport. The transcript has 30 exons. NCBI's taxonomy places the organism in Eukaryota, Metazoa, Chordata, Mammalia, Carnivora, Herpestidae. Bases 68 to 3928 code for a protein of 1286 amino acids.